UUUUUUUUUUUUUUUUUUUUUUUUUCUCUCUUUAUUAUUGUAAGUAUGAUUUCCUUUAACUUCAUGAUACUGUACCAGCUUUACAUGGUUGUUCUUCUAUCUGUGUAGAUUCACAACAGUUUCUCUUCCAGAUUUUCGUAGAAGAACGUUAUUGAAAUCAUUUCAAGGAAAGGUAGUAAUAUUUGAUGGAGGAUUGUGAUAAUCGGCACUGGGAUGAGCUAUUCCCUGAUGCACUGGGUCUUAUAUUUAGGAAUUUGUCACUACAAGAGAUACUUGUUGUAAUCCCAAGGGUUUGCAAAUCAUGGAGAAAAACAGUGUUGGGGCCUUACUGCUGGCAGGAGAUAGACAUUUUGGAUUGGAGCUUACUUCGAGAUCCUGAUACCAUCAAUCGAAUGCUUCAAAUGUUGAUUUCAAGAAGAUCGGGUUCCCUUUGCAAGCUCUGCGUUAGCUGCCUUCCUAAUGACUCUUGUUUGUCCCUGAUUGCAGAACAUGGAACAGCUCUGCAUACAUUACGGCUACCAAGAAGUGAAAUAACGAAUUCCAUUGUAGAACAGGUUGCUGAGAGGUUUUCUGCUGUAACUUUUUUGGAUUUAAGCUUUUGUAAAAACAUUGGAGCAUCGGCUCUCGAGGCGAUUGGGAAACAUUGUGCGAACCUCACAGGGUUGCGCAGAGUUAUGUGCCCAUUUGAAGCCCUUGACAAGUCUUCUCAAGAUGAUGAGGCCCUUGCAGUUGCAUCGACAAUGCAUAAGCUCAAGCACCUUGAGAUUGCCUAUUUGCUUAUCAACACUGAAUCGGUUCUAAAAAUCCUCGAGAACUGCCCAGAUCUCGAGUAUUUAGAUGUGCAAGGGUGUUGGAAUGUGAUACCAGAUGAGACGUUCAAAAAGUUUUCGAGGGUGAAAUUGGUCGGUCCAUUGGAAGAAAUCUCAGAGUCGAACAGAUGGGACGAUUUUGAUUGCUCAAAUUAUUCAAGUUCUUCUGGCUACUUGGCGUGGGAUUUUGUGGCUGAUGAAUUAGAUGAUGAAUUUGAAAUGCUGGAGUUUUUUGGAGAUGAUUAUAGAAGUGUGGAUGAUAUGGACCAUGCUUAUUCUGAUUCAUCUGCGGGGUCUCCUUGAAUGUUGCUCCUACGCCUGGCUUUGAAAUGGUGAACCUUUUGUUUCACUUAACCAAACAAUAGAGCCCUUGAAAUUGGGUUAGCUUUAUGGUUGGUUAAACUAUGAUCAUAUCAAUACUUUUAGCCUUGUUAGUAACUCUGUAGAUUAGAAAUGGCGUCCAUUGAAGUCAGUAAGAGAUAUCCAAAUGCAGGUACAAAAAGCAGCACCAUUGAAGUUGACCCGAGUUACCUGACCAUCGACUUGGUUCGGGCUGAUCGAAAUUGAUGGCUUCCAUUGCAGUUGGUUUGUGGGAAUAUGUCUCUAGGUUUGUGAAUGUAUGGCAAUGAUUUUUUUUUCUAACCUUGUUGAGGGUGAAAUUAUCUUCUUACCAUAGGUUAGAAAAGCAUGAUAUGCCUAGAAGUUUCUUCCUCCUCUCUCAUCUCUAUAUUCAUUUCUUUCCUCUUCUUUCUCACACAUUUGUCUUCUCUCUCAUUAACUUAAGCAGGAUGAACAUUAUAUGAUCCAAAUUGAAGGCCGACAUGAUCGUUUCUGAGUACAGUAAUAGUCAAAUGAGCUUGUAUCAGAACAUGUUGUUCAA
Messenger RNA from Cucurbita pepo subsp. pepo (vegetable marrow), 1689 nucleotides. Its product is annotated as F-box protein FBW2. Gene Ontology annotation, molecular function: protein binding. The record is from RefSeq and is a predicted model, not a curated record. NCBI's taxonomy places the organism in Eukaryota, Viridiplantae, Streptophyta, Magnoliopsida, Cucurbitales, Cucurbitaceae.